AUGGAGAACAACAUCGAGGCCUCUCAGCGCUUUUCGACUGUGCGCAGGGAAUUGCCCGGAUGCCGUCCCUGCGGUCUAAACUGGGAUAAGUGCAAUGUUCAUUUGGUUGAACACGCUGAUACGCUGGCCAUUUCUUUUGACAUGGGAAAUGUCUCCUGGAAAAAGCGAUUGGAGAUGAAAAACGGGAUUUUGCAAUGCAACCUCCAAGACCUUGCCGUGCUUCGCUGGAUCGAUCACCCAGGAAACGUCUCAGAAUCAGGCAUCCAACCACGCGAUUACACCGUCCACUAUUCCCCACGACAGCGUUACGAAUGCCUUUUCCCUCACUCGGCUAAUGAGGCUCAUGAAGUGUUCGAAGUUACGCACGGAGUGUCAACUGAGGAGCUCCAUGAACUAGGCAAUGAAGCAAUGGCCAGGUCAAUCAUAAUGCUAUGUCCUGCGGCUUCACCACUCUGCGAGUCGCGACAUGACGUUGAAGAGGAAGUUCACAUUCUAGCUGAACGUUGGCCGAUGAGACAAAUAGUAAAUGGCUCAGCAGUGGACGGCUUUGUUGAUAUCACGCCAGUAUCAGUUUGUCAGGAUGAUCCUACUGGUAAUGGCUGCGUGUCUUUCAACUGGGCACAGUCUGAGCCAUCUGCAACAAGAAUAAGGAUGAGCAUGUCUCCCGGAGAAAUGUUUAAAUACGUUGGUGAUGCUGGGUCAAGGUGGCCCAAGGGUUACAUCUAUCGGCACAGAGCCGUCAAUCCCGACAUCGCCAUUCAUGGCUCCUCCUAUCACGGCAUUCUCAACGCAGUGCAACCAGCAGUAUUGAAUUGUUGCCGGAGGAAGGCCAAUGUAAUCUAUGCUGUCAACAACCAGCUGAUCGACGGCGACUAUGUUUCAGAGCUCAUGGCAUACAUUCAGACCUUCUCUCAGAUUUAUGUGCGUCACGAUGACACCAAUCAGUGGGUUGGUGGCUAUGGCUGCUAUGGCUGGAACGCCAGACUGCCCUCACUUUUCAAACCACGGCAGUUCUCUGCUAGGAACGAUCCAAAGGUCUUUACUGUGAUAAGGACCAUCUUUGGUGGAGAACAGCAGUACAAGGAACUAAAAGCCUACGGGGGACUGCAGAUGCCACUAGAACAAGCAUUGGUUGUUGUAGAGGGCAGAAAUGCCAGCCGGCAAGAGGACUACAUAUACGGUGUGCUUGGGAUAACAAAAAAUGGCCACAAGAUCGAAGUCGAAUAUGGAAUUGCAUGGACCAAGAUGCUGAGGAAGCUGCAAGCAGCUGGAAUGAUCAGUGAGAGACAACUCGCAUCGCCCACUGUUUGUCCACUUCCUGGCAUGAGUUGGCUACCGGAUCCUGGACAUAAGUAUGGCCCUUUCACCCAGAUUGAACGACUGGCGAGUUUCAUCAAUAGCCCACCUAUCAACACUUCGAGUGAAGGGGCUAAAGUGCUAGGUGUAGUUUUCGAAUGGGUCAGGCCAGAUUCUGAUCACGAGGCGACAUUUAACAGGCACGGUAUGGUUUGCCAUAUCGUGAAGGGCGAGCUUCGGUUUCCUACAGUACCUGGACUCCGGGUCAAAGCAAAUGGGAUAAGUACCAAGAGUUUCACGCACAAAAGGCUGCAAGGAACACACGUUUUGCUGUCCAGCGGCCUGAAUAAGUAUUCGCGAGACGCUGUGGUCAUGGUAGUGUCAGGUGAUGUGAAGAACAGACAGGUAUACAGAGAAAGUGGCUAUGUCUUGGAGUUCGGUGUUAAUAGCAGUCUCGAAUUCGCCGCGGUGCAAAGCAAUGAAUGGACUUACGAUUAUCAAUUCGCAUCAUACGCCGCUACCAUGACACCUUCACUGGAACAAGUCUUUACAAUGAGGAUGUAUACAUCCCCAGACAAAGCCCUCGUCAUCCCCGAAGCCAAGGGCAACAAUCACCGUAUUGUUGCGUUCCUGACGCACGGCCACAUCAAGGGCAGUGGUCUUGAGGCAGAGCUCCUCCCCGGCGGUGCUGAUUGGAUCCUGCGCGACCCUGACACAAAUACCGGCCAUCUUGACGUCCGAGUUCAAUUCCGGUCAAAAGAGGGCCACGGAAUUUACAUCCAUUUCAAAGGCGUUUUGCAGAUUGAUGGCAAAUGGAUGGAGGUUUUUACUGGGGGCUCGAAGGCUCGAACUCUUAAGUUUGGAGAGAAUGAAUGGCUGGGAUCACCAAUUAUCGAGACUAGCCAUCCGGACCUGAAAUGGGUAGAAAGUUCCGCUUUUGUCAGUGAGUUGCGUUGGUUUGUUGAUGAUGAUGGGUCUGUCGCUGUUGAGAAUGCUGUCUACAAGGUCAAGCCGAGCAGAGUAUAA
Molecule: messenger RNA, 2322 nt
Organism: Fusarium tjaetaba
Lineage: Eukaryota; Fungi; Ascomycota; Sordariomycetes; Hypocreales; Nectriaceae
Exons: 5
Coding region: 1-2322 (773 amino acids)
Source: RefSeq, a predicted model, not a curated record